GCAUAUUUCAUCUAGGAAUAUUGAACUAGUUAACUUUGAAGGUAAGCCUCUAAUACCAAAAAUAAUAUUAAUAUUCUUGUCAUUUUUUAGGUGUGCUGUGGUGCUGCGUGAUUUAAUCAUGCCUUAUCUUCUCCGACGGAUGAAGGCUGAUGUGAAUGCCCAACUUCCAAAGAAGACGGAGCAUGUUCUAUUUUGCAGCCUUACACCAGAACAAGUAUCUGCUUACAGAGCAUUUUUAGCUAGCACUGAUGUGGAGCAAAUAUUGGAUGGACACAGGAAUUCUCUUUAUGGAAUUGAUGUGAUGCGCAAGAUCUGUAACCACCCUGAUCUACUUGAAAGGGAUCAUGCCUUCAGUGAUCCAGAUUAUGGAAAUCCAGAACGUAGUGGGAAAAUGAAAGUUGUUGGUCAAGUGCUUAAUGUUUGGAAGGAACAGGGUGCAGAUAGGGUGAUCAUCUUUGACCCUGACUGGAAUCCCUCAAAUGAUAUGCAGGCCAGAGAGCGGGCUUGGCGUAUUGGUCAGAAGCGGGAUGUAACCGUGUAUAGGUUGAUAACACGGGGAACUAUUGAGGAGAAAGUGUAUCACCGUCAGAUUUACAAACAUUUUCUUACAAAUAAGAUAUUGAAGAAUCCACAACAGAAAAGGUUCUUUAAGGCCCGGGAUAUGAAAGAUCUUUUCGUACUUAACGUGGAUGGAGAAACUGGGUCAACUGAAACUUCAAAUAUUUUUAGUCAAAUAUCUGAAGAAGUGAAUGUCAUUGGGACACUGAAAGAAAAUAAGGAUAAGAAUGAACAUAGCCAAACUGCCAAACUGGAUUCUGAGGAUGUUGCAGUUAAUAAUGAUGACAAGUCAGAGAGAGGAUCUUCGGAGGGGAAGGGGAAAGAGAAGGUUGAACUUUAUAACGGGGUUGAUGAUGGAACAGAUAUAUUGAAAAGCCUUUUUGAUGCCAAUGGGAUACAUAGUGCCGUGAACCAUGAUUUGAUCAUGAAUGCCCAUGAUGAGGAGAAGAUGAGACUUGAAGAGCAAGCAUCCCAAGUUGCUCGAAGAGCUGCAGAAGCUUUACGUAAGUCACGAAUGCUCAGAAGCCAUGAUAGUGUAUCUGUUCCUACGUGGACAGGAAGGUCAGGAACUGCUGGUGCACCAUCAUCUGUUCGUCAGAAGUUUGGUUCAACCGUGAAUCCCCUAUUGGUAAGUAAAAGCAAGGUAUAUGACGAGUUACCCAGCAAGGGAACGACAAAAUUAAAUGGAUUCGCUGCUGGGGCAUCCGCAGGUAAAGCUUUAUCUUCUGUCGAACUUUUAGCUCAAAUUCGAGGUAACCAAGAGAAAGCCAUUGGUGCUGGGCUCGAACAUCAGUCUAGCAUGUUGUCAAGUUCCACGAAUCAAGCAAGAUCUGUAGAUGUUAGAUCUUCCAGGGCUACUGCAAGUUCAUCUGGAUUACAACCUGAAGUAUUGAUUCGGCAAAUCUGCACUUUUAUACAACAGCGAGGGGGUAGUUCUGAUUCAGCCAGCAUAGUUGAGUAUUUUAAGGAACGUAUUCCCUCACAAGAUCUUGCCCUGUUCAAGAAUCUGUUAAAGGAAAUUGCGACUCUGCAUAAAGGAUCAAAUGGAUCUCAUUGGGUUCUGAAACCAGACUAUCAAUUCUGAUAUCAGACACUACCAAUAGGAGUGAGUUAUUUGCCAAUAUUCCUAUGCCAACAGUAGACUCUGAAGCAUGCUUCUUCGUGCUGUCGUGGUUUAUUCUUUUACUGAUGUUAGUUUAUGUAUGAGACAGUCGCGAAGAAUGCCUGUAGAGCCCGUUUUUGAGUUCUUAGCUCAAUUUUGCACACGGAAAAGGGAUAAAUAGUUUCACAGGCACCUCUAUGGAGUGCGGUAAAUAGUAGUUUUGUAAAGCCGCAUGGUUAUUUCUAUUUUUAUUCAUUUGGUUAUCUAAGUAAAGAGACAAUUCCUUUAACAUCAAUAAUACUUCCUUUUAAUCUUAACUAAGCAUUCUCAUGUGUAGACUUAUU
Vigna umbellata (rice bean) is the source of this 2004-nucleotide messenger RNA. NCBI's taxonomy places the organism in Eukaryota, Viridiplantae, Streptophyta, Magnoliopsida, Fabales, Fabaceae. The record is from RefSeq and is a predicted model, not a curated record.